Molecule: messenger RNA, 1274 nt
Organism: Entrophospora candida
Lineage: Eukaryota; Fungi; Glomeromycota; Glomeromycetes; Entrophosporales; Entrophosporaceae
Source: the annotation of a GenBank genome assembly
UUAUUACAGAGACUGGGCUCAAACAUAAGAACGAUGAAGAUAUAAAUAUUAAUACAAAAGCACUUUUCAAGAGAAUAAAAGAUUCAGACCCUCCAAGUGAACUUGCAAAACCAAAAGAAUGGAUAAAGGAACAAAACAGUGGCUCUAUUUAUUUCAAUCAUCGCCCAGCUAAUAUCUCUGGGAAUCCUGUCAUUCUUCAGCAUCCUAUCUUCGGAACCUUUCUUGAGGACUGUGAAACCAUAACACCAAAUGAUGUUGACUGCGCCUUUGUCCUAGAAGCAACUGAAUCUAUGAUAACAACAGAUGGCUCUUCCUUUGGAAAAAAUGGAAUGUAUAUGACAAGCACAAUAGAAGUGAAGCCGGAAUUGGGGAUAGGACACUCCUGUCCUUAUAUCCAAGCUGGUAUAUACUAUGCGAAGCAUGUUUCGACCCUUCCAGUUUCUACUGCAAAUGAAAUCCGUUUACCAUGUCUCUUAUUGUAUCUUGCAGACCCAUAUGUUGGUAUUGCAGCCAUCAUAUUUUCUGGUGACAAAUUUCUAUGUGAUCCUCUAACACCACUUCUUCCACUUUUCUACCUUCACCACUAUCAAAAAUUUAUGGAUCACUUAGCUCAGACAUUCUGUGCUUUUAAAAAAGCAUUAGAUGCAUUGGAUUAUUAUUACAUGGAUCCCCCUAAAAUUCUUCCUUCACAAUUGGAGUUCCCAUACAUUAACUCAUUCACCCAUAUUUCAAAUAGAACAAGUAUUCAAUUUUGUUACCUCAAACAACUCUACAAAGACAAAUUACUGUUUCUUGUUGAGCAGAAAAGCAAUAACAAUGUGCCAAAACAAUUACUUGUAAAGUUUACAGAACAAUAUGGGAUAGAUGCGCACAAGGCCUGUAUAGAUUUAGGUAUUGCUCCUCACCUUUUUGGUUAUCAGAAUAUUUCAGGAAGAUGGCUUAUGGUUGUGAUGGAAAUUUUAGAUGAUAAUUAUGAACAUUUGUCUCUACAUGUACCUACAGAAGUAAAAAGUGCCUUUAAAGAAGCUGUUGGAAAGAUUCAUGGCGCAGGAUUUUUACAUGGUGAUUUGAGAGAUCUAAACAUCCACUAUCAAACAAAAAAGAAAGACAAUAAUGAUGGUGUUCAGGUAGACAUUAAAAUUGUUGAUUAUGAUUGGGCUGGUAGGAUUGAUCACCCAACAACAAUAUAUCCCUCAUAUCUUAAUCCCAAAAUUACAAGGCAUUAUGAUGCCCACUCUGGGUGUCAGAUUAAACAGGAGCAUGAUGACUAUAUG